Rotaria sp. Silwood1 is the source of this 753-nucleotide messenger RNA. The record is from the annotation of a GenBank genome assembly. NCBI's taxonomy places the organism in Eukaryota, Metazoa, Rotifera, Eurotatoria, Philodinida, Philodinidae.
AUGAUAUCUGAAAGUGAUGAAACGAAAAUUCCCAUCCUACCAAGUUCAACAUUUGCUUAUAAAGUAUAUUCGAGUAGAUUUUAUGUUCUAUUUGUUUUUUCAUUGCUUGCUUUCAAUCAAUGUACUAUAUGGUUAACAUUUUCUCCAAUUGCAAGAAACACAGAAAAUUAUUAUAAUAUAACUGAAGCAACUGUUGAUCUUCUUCUCAAUUGGGGACCUAUAAUUUUUAUUCCAUGUUUACCAUUAACUUCAAUUUUAUUGAAUCAACCUAAUGGUUUACGGUAUUGUGUUAUUGUACUUGCAGUUACUGAUUUUUUAGCAGCACUUUCUCGUGUGCUUCCAUCAGUUAUUAUAACAUCAUCAUCAGACCUAAAUUUUAAUAAGGUUGCAUUACCAUUUAUACAUAUUGGUCAGAUAUUAAAUGCUGCUUGUGGUCCAUUAGUUAUGGCACCUGUUUCACAACUUUCAUGUCUUUGGUUUGCACCACAUGAACGAACACGUGCAACAACAAUAGCUAUAUUUGCAAAUAAUUUUGGUGCAACAAUUGGUUUUGUUAUUAAUCCAUUCAUUGUUGCCUUACCUGAACAUGUACCUCGUCUACUCUAUAUUCAUUUAGGUCUUGCAUUUAUUGCUUGUGUUCUUGCUCUACUUUAUUUUCCUUCAAAACCACCAUCAGCACCUUCAGCUGCUGCUGAAUUACUUAUUCUUGAUCCAACAAAUAAUGAAAAUAAUCAUAAUUGGCGAAUAUUUUAA